AUGCCGCCAGGGCCGGCUGCAGCUCCUGGAGAGGGGGGCGCAGCCGCGGCACUGCCGAGGGGCAUCCAGUCGGGAACAGGUCUGGUGCCACACUGUGCCCUCGACUUCUGCUCACAGAGCGAUCCCACCCAAGACCAACAGCUGCAGCAAGGACGCGGCCAGCACAAGCCGAUGUCCCGCUGGAAGGUCCCCAUGUGCGGGGCUGGAUCCCUCCCCUUUCGGAGCCAUGAAAGCUGGCCCAAGACCAUGCCAGCUGCCUGGAUGGAGGGAGGCACUGCCAAGGAGGAGGCGAUCGCGGCGGCAGCGAUCCAAGGUCCCGGAUUCACCGGGAGGGAUGGGAGCACGCAUGUCACCCCGCAGAGCUCCGCUGGUGCCACUGAAAACGUCCCACGCUACCCAGCUCUGGCUGGGAAAAGGUGGCUGCGUGGGGAACUCGGUGCUGCUGUCAAGGGCAGGUGCCGUGUCCAGCAGUGGGACUCAGAGGAGCCGGUGCCGCGAGCCGAGCUGCUGGCAGGCGUGGCGGGGAAGCGUGGGUUGCUCUGCCUCCUCUCUGACCGCAUCGACCGCGAGGUGCUGGAUGCUGCCGGUGGAAGUUUUGAGGUAGCCCCCCAAGGCUGGCAGCGUUGCCCCAGAGACCUGCGCUUGCCUUGCAGAGGGAUCCGCGUGGGGUACACCCCCGAUGUCCUGACUGACGCCACCGCAGAGCUCUCCGUAGCUUUACUUCUGGCUGUGUGCCGCCGGCUGCCGGAGGCAGUGGAGCAGGCAAAGAAUGGUGGCUGGACAACAUGGAAGCCCUUAUGGAUGUGUGGCUACGGUCUGUCUGACAGCACGGUGGGCAUCAUAGGACUGGGGAGAAUAGGACAGGCGGUUGCCCGCCGCCUAAAGCCAUUUGGGGUCAAGAAGUUUUUGUACACUGGCAGUUGCCCGAAGCCAGAGACUGCUGCAGAGUUUGAAGCUGAGUUUGUCCCACUCAUGAGGCUGGCUGAAGAGUCGGACUUCGUUGUGGUGACGUGUGCUUUGACUCCGGCCACCCAGGGAAUGUGCAACAGGGACUUCUUUGGCAGAAUGAAGAAGACCUCUGUGUUCGUCAACACCAGCAGGGGGGCCGUGGUGAACCAGGAGGACCUGUACGAUGCUCUGGCUCACGGGCAGAUCGCAGCAGCGGGGCUGGAUGUCACGACGCCGGAGCCGCUGCCCACUGACCACCCUCUGCUCUCCCUCAAGAAUUGUGUGAUUCUGCCGCACGUCGGGAGCGCCACGUAUGCCACGAGGAGCACCAUGGCGGUGCUGGCAGCCAACAACCUGCUCGCCGGGCUGCGAGGUGAGCCCAUGCCCCACGAGCUGCUGCUGUGA
Molecule: messenger RNA, 1353 nt
Organism: Haliaeetus leucocephalus (bald eagle)
Lineage: Eukaryota; Metazoa; Chordata; Aves; Accipitriformes; Accipitridae
Gene: GRHPR
Product: glyoxylate reductase/hydroxypyruvate reductase
Exons: 10
Coding region: 1-1353 (450 amino acids)
Cellular component (GO): cytosol
Molecular function (GO): hydroxypyruvate reductase [NAD(P)H] activity; glyoxylate reductase (NADPH) activity; hydroxypyruvate reductase (NADH) activity
Source: RefSeq, a predicted model, not a curated record